AUGAGAGCUACUCUGGAAAUGGGACACAGAACGGCCGAUUACGUGCUGGGAGUUGUCAAUGUGUGGUCUGGUCCCCUGUCCAAGAACAAACUUCCCUUCCACGAUACGAAGGAUGAAAUCACGGAAUACAUCAGAUCGGAAAUAGAUGCCGACUAUCUGAGUGAAUUUUCGAGGUUACAGACAUCUCAGAAUGCUUGCGUCCCGCGCAAGCUGCUGACGUGCAUAUACAGAAACCACAAAAGCAGGUUGGAUUGUGCCGUACCGCCGGCUGGAAUGCACAACUACCAUCUAAUGGAAUGCGUCAUCUUCCUGGACUCGGAAUCCUUAUCGAAAGUGGUCGCUCGGGUACUGUCCCAGUCCAUCAUCUUUGGUGAAGUGACAUUCGGAUAUCCCACAGGAGUGAAUAAGUUCAAUCAAAGGAGAGGAAGCGGUAUCGACUGUACCCCAAAAGUGCACUCCAACCGCGGAUUUAUGGCCCACUAAAAAUCCAUAAAGUAGAUGUCCCGGUGAGACAGACAGUAGACGGAAUAGGUUCCCCACCGCACGAGCUGGCCAGAUUCAUGGCCGGUAUUUUAAAACCCAUCACCAAGAAAUCUAGUACUUGCAUUAAGAAUUCGUAUGACUUUGCCAACAAAGUAGAGGGGGUCACCGUUGAAACGGAUGAUAUCCUGGUAAGUUUCGAUGUCAGUUUGUGAUAUACAAAUGUGCUAAAAGAAGACCUUUAUGAAAUAGCUAAGUGCCUGCUACUGGCUACCACCACUCUUUCAGAACUGACACAACUCACGGUGGAUGAAAGAGUGAAAGACUUAAAAGCAUGCCUCAAUCCCACCCACUUGGUUUUCGACUCCGUGGUUUACACUCAAGAACAAGGACUAGCAAUGGGGUUUCCAAUAUCCCCGGUUUUUCAAAUAUAUUUAAUAAAGAGUUUGAACAGAGAGCUUCAGCCGGAUUCCCACACCCACCUAAGAUAUUCUGGCAUUAUGUAGUGACACUUUCGUCAUGGUGAAAAGAGAUAAGGUUAGUGAGUUUUACAACUAUCUGAAUGGACUGAGUCCACACAUCAAAUUUAGAGUGGAGAUAGUCAGCCUUGGGUAAACUGGCCUUUUUAGACUGCAUGACACAUAAGGUCGGGGGACCACAGUGUACGAGAAACCAAACAACAUUGGGGCGAUUUUGAACUACUCGUCUACCAUCCGAAGUCAGUGUUCGCCAGUAUUCCCUCAUCAAUGUUUAGGCGUGUAAGGGCCCUGUACACAGAGGAAGCUAAUCGGACAGCGGCCCAAAUUGAGGCAAAAAACAAACUUCGGGGUAGUGGAUAUCUAGCUAGCUUGAUUAGGCGUCAGUUGCGAAGAGUGCUGGUGUCGGUAGUGAAACCCAGCAGAGAAUGGAUCGGGACCGCUGUUAUUCCAUAUAAACCAGGGACAUCAUUCAAAAAAUUCUAAACGCGACCAAAAUAAGAGUAACUUUUCAGAGGGGGAAAGGUACUGCGCUCUGCACCGAUGCAAUUGAAGGAUCGCCUCUCGAUAAACAGAACCAGGGAUUGUGUCUACAAAAUUAAGUGUAGCCACUUCACUAAGGUCUAUCUAGGACAGACAGGGAACUUCACACCAGGAUUGGAGAGCAUAGUAGAAAAACAAACAGGCCACCGAGAAAGGUGGAUGAAUAACAAGCGUUACUGAAAGACCCGGCAAUUGCGGAACACGUACCGGACACGGGACACAAAAUAGAUUUCGAAAAUGUAGAGGUUCUGAGGCGAGUACUACCGUCCACAUCACAGAGACUGAUAGCCGAGGCGGUAGAAAUCGCCAAGCAUCCCAGCGUUAACAGAACAGAAUGCGUGGAACUGGUAAGCGUGUGGAGAACGGUUUUGGAUCAGUCAAGC
Opisthorchis viverrini is the source of this 1882-nucleotide messenger RNA. RefSeq lists its product as hypothetical. The transcript has 4 exons. The coding region runs from base 1 to 483 and encodes 160 amino acids. NCBI's taxonomy places the organism in Eukaryota, Metazoa, Platyhelminthes, Trematoda, Opisthorchiida, Opisthorchiidae. The record is from RefSeq and is a predicted model, not a curated record.